UAGGACGCAUGCGCUCCUUUUCUGUCACUCGGCUAAACGGUGGUAGGGGAAAUCUACUGUGUUGGGGGCACGACAGCAUAUGAGGUGUAUUAUCUUAUAAUGUUAUAGUGAUCGGAACCUCCUUCAGUUCCUUGAAACUACGACGCUAAGGGAGUAACGACCACAAUGCUGCGUGUCUGUUUGAAAGGGGCAAAUGCAGCAGCUCGGCAAUGUCUCUGUGGGAAAGUGGCCGCCCACCCCUUGCAGCACUGUCGUCGGUACACCUCAGCAGGAGACUCCGGAGUAUCUGCAGGCAAAAUUGUGGCUGCCAGCCUUCUCACAGUGGGCGGUGGGCUUGGUGGCACAAUCCUCUAUGCCAAUUGGGACCCCAAAUUCCGGUCCAAUGUGGAGAAAACGGUUCCUUAUUCUGACCAGGUGUUUGGGAUGACCAUAGGUCCCCCUCCACCUCCACCUGUCAUCCCUAUUCCAAAGAAACCGGCAAAAGUAGAACCCCUGCAGAUCUCUUCGGUGUCUGAAGCCACUAAGGAAUCAAAGCAGCCGAAGAAGGAGAAGAAGGCCAAGGAGGCUGCCGCCCCUGAGAAGCCUCCUGCGGUGGAGGAGGCCGCGGCCCCCUCUCCUCCUCCUCCACCACCUCCACAAACAAUUGAGGAGGCCUCCGCCGAGGCGGCCCACAUCCUCUCUGCCAUCGGCGAGGUGCCCUCUGUGCCCGCCCCGGGCACCAGCGACCAGACUCCGGCCGAGGCAGCGCCACCCGCUGCCCCUCCAGCAGAGGCUGCAGCAGGGGAAUGUCACGAGUGUGCACAUCAUGAGCCUGCACUGAAAGAACGGCCAGCAGAGGAGGUGACCGCACUCCUGGCUGCAAAGGAUAAGGCAGAGCAAGACACCCUGGCCUCUCUCUCCAGCACUCUGGACGAGACUCUGGGCAGCUCCGCUAAUGUCACGAUGGCCGCCAUCGGAGCCCAGGAGGCGGCUCUCUCGGCAAUCGCCGUCCACACCCAGAAGCUGAAGGAGGCCAUGGAUGCAGAGGGCGCCCCGGAUAAGAAGUCUGCCCAGUGGAGGGCGCUAGAGGAGGCCCUGGACCAACGCAGCCGGUCUGUGGACGAGGCAGGAGCCGCCCUCCUCAGAGCCAAAGAUGAGCUGGAGAAGCUGAAAGCAGUGAUCAAUGCUGCCAAGGACUCCAAAAUCGACGCAGCACGACCCCAGGUGUUGGCCGCGGAGGAGAAUCUGCACAACAUGAUUGUAGACCUGGACAAAGUGGUGGGCAAGGUCCAGGCUGCCCAGUCGGAGGCAAAGAUCGUCUCCCAGUACAGCGAGCUGGUGAACGAAGCCAAGGAGCAGUUCCAGAAGGAGCUGGACAGCAUCACACCAGAGAUUAAAGCCAGCUGGAAAGGACUUGCAGGCAAGCUGAGCACGGACGACCUGAACUCUCUGAUCGCGCACGCGCACCGCCGCAUCGACCAGCUGAACCGCGAGCUGGCGGAGCAGCGCGUGCGCGAGCAGAUCCACAUCGAGACGGCGCUGGAGCAGCAGAAGCUGGAGCACCAGAAGGCCCUGGAGCAGGCCGUGGUCACCGCCCUCGAGCACAACCGCGAGGAGAUGCGCCUGGAGCAGCAGAAGAAGGUGGAGGAGGUGCGUGAGGUGAUGGAGGCAGAGAUGCGCACGCAGCUGCGUAGGCAAGCGGCCGCACACACAGACCAUCUGCGCGACGUGCUCAAGGUGCAGGAACAGGAGCUGCGCUCGGAGGCCGAUGAGACCCUGAAGAAUAAGAUGCAGGAGCAGGAGACACACUACCGGCGAAUGACCCAGGAGCAACUGGACGCCUUCACCCUGGACAUGAACGCAGCCUACGCCAGACUCAAGGGCAUGGAGGAGUCCAUCGACAGUCAUGUGAUCGCUGAGGAGGAGGCUCGCAAGGCGCACCAGCUGUGGCUGUCCGUGGAGGCCCUCAACUACACCCUCCGCACGGCCGGCGCCGACGCGCCCACCGAGCCCCUGGAGUCAGCCGCGGCCGCCGUGCGCGAGAGCUGCUCCGACAACGAGUUCGCCCAGGCGCUGGCGUCGGCUCUCCCCGCCGAGUCGCUGAAGCGCGGUGUCUACAGUGAGGCGUCCCUGCGCGCGCGCUUCAGCGACGUGCGCCACCUGGCCCGCCGCGUGGCCCUCAUCGACGAGACGCGCAACAGCCUGUACCAGUACUUCCUGUCCUACUUGCAGGCCGUGCUGCUCAUGGAGCCCCAGCAGGUGGCGCCCCCUGCCAGCCUGAACGCAGACGACCUGGACACGUUCAAGCUGCUGUCCUACGCCUGCUACAGCAUGGAGCGCGGCGACCUGGAGCUGGCCGCCAAGCUGCUCAACCAGCUGCGGGGCGAGCCGAGGCGCGUGGCCCAGGACUGGCUCAACGAGGCCCGGCUCACGCUGGAGACGCGGCAGGCCGUCAGCCUGCUCUCGGCCUACGCCAACGCUGUCGGCCUGGGAACCACCCAGGCUCCCUGAGCACGCCACGCCGGAAGGCACCAGAGCUAGCCGGGUAGACGGGGAGAGAGUGUCCAACGGGAGACGACGUGAGCUGUAUAUUUUACAAGUGCCGAGACUCUGGCCCCAGGUCGCCACGGGAAACGCCUUGAUGCAUCUGUGCCCCUCCUGCUCUCCUGAGAUUUUUUUUUUUUUUUAUUUAAGAGUCAACGGAACGAUAUCAGUCAGAAGUCCCGAAGCACUUUUUUGUUUGUUUUGUUUUCAUGUUUUCCAACAAAGUGGCAUUAGCCUGCAAAUCUAAAAAAUUGGUAACGUCAUGGCCUACCUAUCACUCGAAACGAGAACAAAGUGUUCUGAAUGUUUAAGUGUACCUCAUAUGCAUAAAUGAAUUUCUCAAGAGUUAGCCAUUGUACGGAGAGAACAAAAGAAAACCACUCCCUCUGUAUAAGAAAGCACCCAUUCACCGAUUAACUUUGGAGUGUGAGCUUAGCAGAUAGAUGGGCCGUCCCUCUCACACGAGCUAGGUUUAACGCGUAUGACUUGACACUAGCUAUGUUCACCGUUUCAAGCCCACAAAUGUAAGGUUGUUGUUCAAUUUGAUGUUCUUUCUGGUCAAGCAACUGGCUAGAUAUUCAGUAAGGAUCCUGAUUGUCCAUGUUUGUCAUGCUACAAUUCUCCUUAGUAAUAUUGGAUACUAAUAAUAAAUCAUGGAUGUUGUGAAAA
Molecule: messenger RNA, 3192 nt
Organism: Alosa alosa (allis shad)
Lineage: Eukaryota; Metazoa; Chordata; Actinopteri; Clupeiformes; Clupeidae
Gene: immt
Product: inner membrane protein, mitochondrial (mitofilin)
Exons: 14
Coding region: 166-2490 (774 amino acids)
Biological process (GO): cristae formation
Cellular component (GO): MICOS complex
Source: RefSeq, a predicted model, not a curated record